This is a messenger RNA of Penicillium vulpinum, 1056 nucleotides long. RefSeq lists its product as uncharacterized. Gene Ontology annotation, molecular function: transmembrane transporter activity. Gene Ontology annotation, cellular component: membrane. The record is from RefSeq and is a predicted model, not a curated record. The coding region runs from base 1 to 1056 and encodes 351 amino acids. Gene Ontology annotation, biological process: transmembrane transport. NCBI's taxonomy places the organism in Eukaryota, Fungi, Ascomycota, Eurotiomycetes, Eurotiales, Aspergillaceae. The transcript has 4 exons.
AUGCGUGUAUAUUACUACUCUUAUUGUGACGAUGACGCCCCUUCUCUGCUGCCCCAAGAAAAUACCACUCAUAGCGUCAUUUUCCAUUUUGUAAUUGCUCUUGUCAUGCGUCAACAUACAAACUCCGGGUCAUAUAUUAUCAGAUCAGACCAGGGCACAAGUGGAUGGAACAAUGGCACCGCAUGGCUUCUCGGAAUUACCAACUCGAUGUAUUGCUUCAGUGCCAGCGACGGAGCAAUCCAUAUAGCGGAAAAAAUGCGAUCACCGGGUCGUCGCCUCCCACAGAUCAUGAACAUGACCCUAGCCAUUGGUAUCUGUACAGCUGUACCGCUAUUAGCAGUCCUGAUGGUUUCCAUGAAGGACAUGGACCAAGUAAUGAAGGCCGGGAUGCCAGCCGUGGAACUAUUAUAUCAGGCAACAGGAUCAACAAGGGUGACCGUGGCACUUAACAUACUCUGGACCAUUAUAUACGGAGCAUGUCUUCCUCCACAGUGGGUUACCUGUGGGCGUCUUGCAUGGGCCUUCGCCAGAGACCGAGGUACUCCAUUUCCGGAUUUCUUCGACAAGAUAGACAAGCAGCUCGAGUUCCCGCUUCGCACAACUAUAGCCUCUACGGUAUUUGCUGCUAUUUAUGGUCUUAUAUACCUUGCCAGCACCACAGCUUUCAACUCCAUCAUUACCUCUGCCGUGACGCUAUUGAAUCUGAGUUAUGCUAUACCUCAGGCUAUUCUUGUUACGCGAGGUCGUGCGCAGUGUCUGCCAAAGCGGCCGCAUGAUCUUGGCCGAUGGGGAUAUAUCUGCAAUGUUUUUGCGCCGCUGUGGAUUACAGCCGUGGGUGUUAUGGUCUGUUUUCCGCCUAAUCUUCCAGUCGCUUUGGACUCGAUGAACUAUAGUGCACCCGUGAUGGUGGGUCUGUUUCUUAUCAUUCUUGUUUCCUGGGGUUUGAUAGGGGACGAGUUCAAGGGGCCCAAUAUUGAUUGGGAGGUAUUGAACCUCAAGAAUGAGGACAUAAGCCACACCCCGACAGAUAUAGUUGAGCCGAACAUAAGCCUAUGA